This is a messenger RNA of Dentiscutata erythropus, 1053 nucleotides long. Lineage: Eukaryota; Fungi; Glomeromycota; Glomeromycetes; Diversisporales; Gigasporaceae. The record is from the annotation of a GenBank genome assembly.
AUGGCAAAAUCAAUUUCAGAUGAUUUUGAGCUUAAACAAGAUACUACAAGAAUACCGUUUAAUGAGCUUAAUGAUAGUCUGCCUAAAAUAAAUUAUAACGAAUUAUUAAUUGAUAAGCUUAAGAUCAAACCUACAAACCUCAUAGAGUGGAAACAAAGGCAUUAUUUAACAAACUAUUUUAAUAACAAUAAGAAAAUUAAAAUAUUUAUAACUUUUGGAAAUUGGUACGAUAGUAAAGACUCACUAAGGCUCACUUAUAAACCUGAUGGAACCUUAGUUUAUUGCGAUAUACCAUGUAUCUGGGAAAAAAGAAAUCUAGGUGAAUUAUAUCCUGUAGAACUUAGAACUGCUGAUGCCAUUUUUAAUAGCCUAAGACUCAUUGUCCGGCUUGCUACAUAUGAUAUUUAUUCUUCAUUUGAUGAAAAUUCAGAUAUUUCCACAAGUUAUGUUCGAACUGAUCCUGAAAUAUGGAGAGCAACACCACCUUUUAAUAUAACAACCCUUUCCACAAAUUCAACGCUUAUCUCGUUUAUUGCAUCCCACAUUACUGAAUUUAGAAAAUCUUUUAUUCCAUUACUUCAAGCUCAUAUGAAUGUCGCAUCUUUUGGUAAUGUCUACCAGAAUACUCCUUGGGAUCUUUAUCCUGAAUGCUUGAACUUGUGGAAAUUUGAUACUAAAAAUUGUGUAGUUUCAAAAUAUCCUUUCUACUUAGCAAUCGAAAGUUGUCAAGAAAAGGAUUACUCUACUGAAAAACUUUGGGAUAUAUUUAAAUUAGGUGUUGUGCCUGUUAUAUGGAGUGCACCUAAUGUUCGUUCAUACUUAACACAUCAUAAAUCCGUUAUUUUCAUUGAUGACUUUCCGAAUGUUGAAGCUCUUGCAAACUACUUGAGGUACUUGGUUAAAAAUGAAACUGCAUAUUUAGAAUACCAUAAGUGGCGGACCAUGAAAUUUUCAGAUGAAUUUGAGAAGAAAUCAUAUAUGAGUAUGCGUAAUAUGGAAUGUAAUAUUUGUAAAGAGGUUGCUAGACUAAGAAUUUUAGAAGGUAGAAUUUAA